AUGUCGAGCACAGCGACACAGACCCAAGAACCCAUUGAGCUCACGACUCUAGAAGGAUGUCACGUCCGCGGUAAGGAACUCGAAGAACAACCUUCGCUCCCACCGGAUGAUAUACCCCCGCCGUAUGCGUCGGCGCAGGUGCAGAGAUGGAAUUAUCCUAGGGGAAAUAUAGCGAAGCUUGCUUUUGCGUUUUUGUCGUUCAUCAUUGCGGGGAUGAAUGAUGCGGCUGCUUUGAUCCCAUAUCUCGAAACAUACUAUGACCUCAGCUACACCAUCAUCUCUCUCAUCUUCCUCACCCCCUUCGCAGGCUACUCCGUCGCCGCAUUCACCAACGCCCGCAUCCACAUGAAAUAUGGCCAACGUGGCGUCGCCAUCAUGGCGCCAAUCUGCCACCUCAUAACCUUCAUCGCCCUCGCCCUGCAUCCUCCCUAUCCCGUCCUUGUAGUCUGCAACAUCAUGAGCGGUUUCGGAAACGGACUCACAGACGCGUGUUUCUGCGCUUGGGUCGGAGCCAUGGAUAAAGCGAAUACCGUGCAGGGCUUCUUACAUGCUUUUUACUCGUUUGGCGCUUUAUUUUCGCCGCUUAUUGCGACGAGUAUGGUUGUUUCGGCGGGGUUGCCUUGGUAUACGUUUUAUUACGUUAUGAUUGGCAUUUCUGUGGUGGAGUGGGUUGGUUUGACUGUUUCGUUCUGGCAGCAGACUGGGGCUGUUUAUCAGGCUGAACAUGCUGCGAACAACUCGGAGGGUAGUGGUGCUGGAACAAGAGAGGCGCUCAAGUCCAAGGUUACGUGGCUUUGUGCAUUGUUCUUCUUUGCAUACAUGGGUGUCGAAGUCGGUCUUGGUGGAUGGGUCGUCACAUUCAUGCUCCGCGUCCGAAAAGCUUCAGCCUAUGCCUCGGGUGCUUCAGGUACUGGCUUCUGGGCCGGUAUGGCUCUCGGGCGUGCGUGUCUUGGUUUCGUAACUGAGCGAUUCGGCGAGAGACUCUGUCUUACGAUCUAUCUCCUCAUCUGCAUUGGUCUCCAACUCCUCUUCUGGCUCGUGCCAAAAUUCAUCGUCUCAGCCGUUGCGGUCGCUUUUCUCGGCUUCUUCCUUGGCCCCUUAUUCCCAGGAGCCGUUAUGGUCACAGCCAAACUUCUGCCCGCUAAGAUCCACGUUUCUGCUAUCGGAUUCGCAAUGGCGAUCGGUGGUACCGGCGGAACGGUGUUUCCAUUCGCCAUUGGUGCUAUCGCUAACCAUAAGGGUGUUGGUGUUUUGCAGCCUAUCAUUCUUGCGUUGAUUACGGUUGUUGCCGGUGUUUGGUUGAGCUUCCCCAGGAUCAAGAAGAAGGAUUAG
Messenger RNA from Fusarium mangiferae, 1332 nucleotides. RefSeq names its product related to tetracycline resistance proteins. The record is from RefSeq and is a predicted model, not a curated record. Gene Ontology annotation, cellular component: membrane. The transcript is spliced from 5 exons. Bases 1 to 1332 code for a protein of 443 amino acids. Gene Ontology annotation, molecular function: transmembrane transporter activity. Gene Ontology annotation, biological process: transmembrane transport. NCBI's taxonomy places the organism in Eukaryota, Fungi, Ascomycota, Sordariomycetes, Hypocreales, Nectriaceae.